Messenger RNA from Tachysurus fulvidraco (yellow catfish), 1144 nucleotides. Its product is annotated as mucin-5AC-like. The transcript is spliced from 2 exons. NCBI's taxonomy places the organism in Eukaryota, Metazoa, Chordata, Actinopteri, Siluriformes, Bagridae. The coding region runs from base 100 to 675 and encodes 191 amino acids. The record is from RefSeq and is a predicted model, not a curated record.
AAACUUUGAACUCCUUAAAGCGGCGUCAGUGAACCGAGCACAUAAAGAGGAACAGGAGGAACUGUCUGGAGCAUCUGUGCUGUCUCUGCCUUUCACACCAUGAAGUUAGCGACUGUGCUGUUCUAUGGCUGGGCCUUGGCUGUUUCCUUCACAAUCCAGGUAACUAACGCAGACGGGUCUUCAAUUACAAAUACAACAACUACAGGACCAACAGCCAACACCAUGACCAUGCCAUCAACAGCCAGCACCACAAAUUACACAACUCCAUCAAAUGCAACCACAAUAACAUCAACAAACCGCUCCACCUCGCCAGUGAUGAUGAACGCCACCACUGCCACCACUGCCACCACUGUGAUGCCUUCAGAUCUAAUAUCUACUGUACCUUUAAACGCUAGCACCACAUUGAUGCCAACGCAUUCCACCUCGUCACUGCCAGUAGAUACCACUCAUGUGAUGCCUUCGACCACUGUGGACCCAUGGAACUCGACUUCGGCCAACAUGACAACGAAGGGAACAAACGUGACCACGGUGACGUCGGCUACAGCUACUACAAUAACGCAACCAAAUACCAAAACUACCAAGUCUCCUGGUACAACACGAUCCAGCAGCCCUGAUGUUCACCCUGAGCUGAUCACUUGCACAUUAUCGAUUCUACUGUAUUUUCUGCAGUACUAAUCAUUUUCCAAUAGCCACUGCCUGAGAUUUUACGUGUUCAUUUACACAUUUAAUUCUCUGUAAACCUUUAGUUUAAUACACGUAUUUUAAUCUGUACACGACAACGUGAAUGAGCCGUUGCUAUAGAAACGAUAAGGUAUCGAGUGCAUUAAUAUAAUACUAUGAUAUGAACCUUCUCUGCUGUGCGAGCUGCAGAAUUCAGCAGCGAGGUGGAAUUAGCUUUACAGAUCAUGUAACAGUCAUGCUUUAGUCUUCUCGACCACAAUCGUGUUAUGUUGAAGUUUGCUUUUUGUCACUUUUAGCCACCAGAACCACAGAAACCUGUGUUCCUAGACUUUGUUUCCUGUUUAAUGAUUCAUUACCUCUCUGAGGGACAAAAAAAUCAAAUCCUUUUCAAGGUCAUGUCACAGAAAUUUCCUUGUAAUUAAUCAAUGCUGUGUGAUGACUAAAAAUAAAGUUCUUUCAGGAA